Molecule: messenger RNA, 1374 nt
Organism: Bacidia gigantensis
Lineage: Eukaryota; Fungi; Ascomycota; Lecanoromycetes; Lecanorales; Ramalinaceae
Exons: 3
Coding region: 1-1374 (457 amino acids)
Source: RefSeq, a predicted model, not a curated record
AUGAUUGCUCUGAUGCAAAAGCAGCGGCCUGCCCGCUACUCUGUGGCAUGGGAUCCUAAAGGUUGCCAGGCUUGCUUCGUUCUCUUUACACUCAUCUUCUUUUUCGUCUUCUCAUGGUCAAUAUAUCUCCCAGGCGUGAUCCAUGGGCCUCCCCUAUCCGAGCUUGAAGCAGUCGAAGAAACCCCCAUCCGCAACGCUACUCUAGGCUUCGAAAAAAUCUUUGCACUUGCGCUCCCUGAUCGUAAAGACCGAGUCCGCCCACUCCUUGAUGCCGCAAAUGCAACCAACAUCACCAUCACCGUCCUCAAUGCUGUGCGCGACUCCGAGAUCUCAGAAACGGGCAAGCCGAAGAAUUGGCCGGGCGAAAGACAUCGCGCUGGCGAGCUCGGCUGUCUUGUGUCCCACGUUAGAACGUGGAACAAGAUGGUAGCCAACAACAUCUCCUCCGCUCUCAUCAUGGAGUCCGACGCUGACUGGGAUCUCCGCAUCGCAUCCAUUCUCCAGCCACUUCCUCGCGCAAUCAGCAGAAUGGUGGACUUCGCAUCCUGGCCUCGCCUCCCCACCAACAACCCCAACGAUGCGCCUGAUGUGCCGCCUUCACCGAGCCCUAACCAUCCUUACGGCCUAAAUUGGGAUAUCCUUUGGCUCGGUCACUGCGGCUCCAACAAUGAAGGUACCUCGCGUAUCUACAGCUGGAAUGACAGCUCUGUACCGCCAGAGAACAAAGAGUUCGUCUUCGACAAUGGGUUGAACGCAGACCAGCAUAUUCCCGGAACGAGGGCGCUGUACCAAUUUCAGCGAACGACUUGCUCGACAGCUUACGCUAUCACGCUCCCUGGCGCCAAAAAGCUGGCGAAGUAUUUCAAAGAAGCAGACAAUAACCUCGAUCUGGAGCUCAGUGGAGUCUGCGCCAGACACGCAGAUAUGGUAUGUUUGGCUGUCUGGCCGCAGGUCAUCACAGCGUGCCAGUCGGAUAGCAACAUCGCCCAUUCCGGGGCGGGGGAUAUCGUGAACACACCUGACGAUGGUGAUGGGCCCAGCGAUGUCAAAGCUGGGCCUGCCCUGCAAUUCAGCGCGAGGAAGAACGCGGAAAGAAUCAUGAGAGAUGGGAAGGGUAGGGAUGACUGGAAGUCUCAGUGGGAUACUAUGUGGGCGCCUGGUGAGCCUCUGAAGGAAGAUGAACGCAAGGAAGCAGAGGAAGAGGGUGCUGAUGGAGGAGGGAAGGAGGGAGGGGAGAAAGGAGAGGAGGAGAAGGGGAAGGCGAGGAAAGACGGGAUGUGGGUUAUGGUGAAGCUGAAUCGGACGGCUGCUUUCCAAGAGGGUUGUGCGAAGGAUUUCGAAGUCUUGGAUGCGAGAAAAGUGGUGUCAGGGUAG